GCGGCCCCGGCGGCGCUGGGGCGCGGGGCGGGGAGGGAGGGAGCGCUCCCCCGCAGAGCCGCUGCUGGCGGGCCCGGCCAUGUGCCGAGAGGGUGGCUGCUGCCGGCUGGGCUGCUCGGCACCGUGAGCUGGCGUCUUUUUAUUUUUGCGUUGAGGCUCACCGAGCCGGAGACUUCGGGAGACGCGGUCCUCACCCGAGAGAUCCGGCACAAUUCCCCCGUUUGAAGGUGGAGCGGUGCCUGCGAUGCUGUGUCUGGCUGACCGUGACUGGACAGAAACCACAAAAACUGCCUUUGUGCUACCCUGGCUUGUCCCCCCGGGCUGUUAAUGGAGAAGAGGGCGGAUGACAGCCGGGACCGUGGUCAUCACAGGUGGAAUAUUAGCAACUGUCAUUUUGCUUUGUAUCAUCGCUGUCCUCUGCUACUGUAGACUCCAGUACUACUGCUGCAAGAAGGAUGAAUCUGAGGAAGAUGAGGAGGAGCCCGACUUUGCCGUGCACUCCCACAUCCCGCCACUCCACUGCAACCGCAACAUAGUGCUGACCAACGGGCCAUCGCUCUAUGCAUCCUCGUCACCCUUCAGCAAGAAGCCGGCGCCUAACCGACCCAGCUGCCCCAGCUGCACGCCCUUCGAGCCCCCCACCUUCUUCCUGCAGGAGCCCCCUGAGGAGCUGCACAACGGGGGGGACCGGGUGAGCUACAAGACGGUGAGCCAGGAGGAUCUGGAUCUGCCGGUGAGCGUGACCAACCUGCAAGCCCUCAACCCCAACCGCCUCUCGGCCAUGCGGGAAGCCUUCUCCCGCAGCCGCAGCAUCAGCACCGAUGUGUGAGGCGCUGGCUGCUCGCCCAGCCCCGGAGCAUCACAUCGCACCUCGCCACUGCUGCCGGGGCUUGGAAUGUCAGGGAGAACUUUUGGAAAUCCAUAGGAGCGUUUUGAAAAAGGAAAAGAAGAAAAUAAUUGAAUGUAUUCCUACAUUCUGUGGGCAGAGAUGUGCUAAAUGGUGAUAUAAAGGGGCAGCAAAAAAAAAUAACCAAAAGGGGAGUGAGGGGGAGGAUGGUUGCAGCUGGGAUGCAAGGUUUUCUAGUGCUGUGUUGCAUUUUAUUUCUCUUUUAUAAACAGGAUUUUGAUAUUGUGCAUCCUUUUAUACAGAGUAAACAUCCCCUCCUCCUCAACAUUCAGCUGGAGCGCUGAUGACAAGCAAGUAAUGGGGCAUGGGGUUGGGUGCAAAGUGGCUCACACAGCACAUCAGUGGGUACCUGGUGGCCUGGUGUGGGGACACGCUGCGGCCGACGGCUCCUGGGUCCCAUAGCAAAGCAGGGCUGUGGUUGCCCACCCCUCUGCCACCCCCUCCUGCACUGCUCUGUGUGUGUGUGAUGUGCAUAGUCCUGCCCUAUUCCCACUCCUCAAGUUGGUUAUUUAUUCCUGGGUGACAGGCACGAUCCCCGCAGGGUUAGGAUGGCUGGUGGGUGCCGAGCCUGUCCCUGGCGCAGCCCCGCAGCCCCUCAAUGGAGCUGGGCUGGGCAGGUUGCAAACCCAUUGCAUUACCUGGCUGUGGAAAUUUGGAUGGAGGAAUACACCUGUACCCACCCCCUCCGAAUAAUCAGCAUCCCUGCUCCAAAUAAUGCCAUAUGUGACUUCUGAGCGAGAGCUGGGCAAGCAAGAGUGUGACUGUGUAUGUCCCCACUCCCCCUGCAUGCACAUUUUUACAUGCAUUCGUGGGUUUUGUUUGUUUUUAAAAAAGACAGGACACUUUUUCCCCACCCAGAAAUGGGUCAAAACACUUUAGAUUUAGGCAAAGCCACAUCUUUUGCAUUUUUCAUCGAGCCAUUUCCCACAGCCGGGCAGCCUGGACCCAGCCAGGGCAAAGCAGCAGGUACAGACCCUCUGCACUAAACCAGCUGCAAAGGAGCCGUUCGGUUAAUUCAGUGCUUUGGGAGAAGGAAUCACUCAUCACAGCAGCACUGAUGUGGGCACUUUCAUGCUCUGGUUUCUCCUGCCUGUCUCGAUUCUUCCCCUCCAACCUCGCAAUCCUCACUGUUUGUCUGACCAAAAAACCCUCUUUCUCCUGGACUGGGCAUUAUUCAGGUUAAAAGCAUUGCGCUGGACUUGGGGAUGGCUGGUGGGGGAUGGACUGGCUGCAAGGGACUCAGGUGUCCUCAGUGCCAUGCUCGGGCUCAGCUUUCUUUUUUAAAGAUGAAAUGGGAGGCCACUGUGUGCAGCCCAACUGGAUAUUUUACUUUUAACCACGAUGGCUUUUAAUUCCAGAGGAAAUCUUUUGAAGUACAAGUCAGUCUUUGCAAGUCUUUGACUUUUUUGGGGCGGGGGGGAGGGGGGCAGGUUCUGUUUGGGGUGGGGAGGGGGUGGCUGGGUUAGGUUUUGUACAUGUUUAAUAUUCUGGGUUUGGUCCCUGCGGUGCCGCAUCUUGGGAGCACAAUGUUUCUGCUCCGGGGGUGGGAAACAACCGCUGUGGCCACGCUCCUGUGUACAGUUCUCACUGACGUUUGUUUCCACGUAUCGAGACCUCCUCUCUGCAUUUCUCGUGGCUGUACUUCUCUUGCCAGCCUUCUUUACUUCUUCUUUAUUUUUUCCCUUUCUUUCCUUCCCAUAUAGCUUGGAACCUGGGCAAAGGGUUGGCUUUUGCCAGCCUUCACCUGGUGAUCUGUUGUACAGGACUUUGGGGGAAUCACGGGGUGGGGGGAAGAAAAAAAAUGUUUAAAAAAGAAAUAAACUACUUUGCCAUG
Molecule: messenger RNA, 2741 nt
Organism: Columba livia (rock pigeon)
Lineage: Eukaryota; Metazoa; Chordata; Aves; Columbiformes; Columbidae
Gene: FAM163B
Product: family with sequence similarity 163 member B
Exons: 4
Coding region: 344-829 (161 amino acids)
Source: RefSeq, a predicted model, not a curated record